Messenger RNA from Humulus lupulus (European hop), 664 nucleotides. Its product is annotated as josephin-like protein. Lineage: Eukaryota; Viridiplantae; Streptophyta; Magnoliopsida; Rosales; Cannabaceae. The record is from RefSeq and is a predicted model, not a curated record. The transcript has a single exon. The coding region runs from base 224 to 649 and encodes 141 amino acids.
UGGGGGACGCAAGUAUUUUAACUUUUUGGAUUCUGCUUAUGCGUCUCUUUUCUUACCCACUAUACUAACCCCUUUUGGCAUCUCAUAUCCCCUUAUUGUUCUUCUACAUUAUUUUUUUUUACACAACAUCUUAUAGAAAUAAUAAUAUAUAUAUAACACCUACACAAAUCUUCCUCUUACUCCACUCUCUCUCAUUCUCUCUCCCCCCUCUCUCUCUCUCAGUAUGUUAUCAAGAACUAAUUCCCAUGAGCCCAGUAGAGAUUACACAGAAGAAAAAUCAUUUCUUUAUCACAAGCAAAAUUCUGGUAGGAGAUCAUCAGUUGGGGGAGGAAGUAAGAGAUUUGGAAUUGGAUGUGGGUGUACUAGUAAUGGAUUUCAGCUUCCAAAAGGGAAAUCUUCCUUCUUGUCUCCGAUUCGAUUACUGAAGCAUUUUGCUGGAGAGUUUGCAAGAGUUUUAUGCAUGGUGUCUGGGACCAGAAGAAAAUCAUCAUCAUCAUCAUCAUCAACCUCAAGAAAAAACUCUUCUUCUGCAAGAUCAAAACCCUUUGUGGCUCCUCUUGAUUCUCAUAGAAUGGAAGCUAUUGAGGAUUGUAUUCAGUUUAUCAAUUCUUCUUGUACUUUGUCAAGAUCAAACUCCACCGCUAAUUAAUCUAAUAUCCUUUUA